AUGACUUCAGAGAGAGGAGAUCAUUCAGUGCGCUGGCAGCAUAAAAUACAGGAUUCAGUACAACUUGUUAUAGGUAAAGAUAAUUUUUUAUUACCUUGUGAGUUGCAUCUAUCAAUAAAACAGGAAUUAAAUGGUGGCAAAGAAAUUAGUAAUAUUGGAAGAUUAAAAAUCAAUCUUUCUGAAUAUGUUGGGUCCACCAUAAUAACUAGGCACUUUUUAUUACGUGAAAGUAAGGUUAAUUCUACAUUAAAGAAUUUAUUUUAUUUCAGACCUCCAUUAAAGAAAACUCAAAUAUUUAAUGGUAUUGCUGGAAUGAUAUCAGGUCAUAAUGAACAACAAGAUGAUGAAAGAUCAAAAGUUGGAUUAAAUACAGCACAUUAUAUGACAAAAUCUAAAUCAAUAUCUUCACUGAGAUCUGCUUAUUAUGCACAAGCAAAUCACACAACGCCAAUAACUUCAUCACUUGCAACAAAUCAUUUUCUUCUUAAUAUUGAUAGUAAAUCACCAAUUGAUGUUAUUGAAGAGAUAUUUAUGGGGAAUGAUCCUAACAAUGAAGUUGAUGUUAAUGAUCAACAUAGUAUCUCAGAACAUUCAACAUAG
Messenger RNA from Entrophospora sp. SA101, 600 nucleotides. The record is from the annotation of a GenBank genome assembly. NCBI's taxonomy places the organism in Eukaryota, Fungi, Glomeromycota, Glomeromycetes, Entrophosporales, Entrophosporaceae.